CGCGCCGCGAACACAAACUCGCCGCUCACCGCAAAUGCUCCUGACCUUUUCGUCUUCGUCUCUGCGACACCAACUCACCGUGUACAAAAUCCAGAGGCGUGCUCGAUCGCGCCGUCUUCAAUCGUAUACUCCCAGUAGCGGCGCAUCUCCCAGACGGCAGCCAUGGCCGACACACAGGAUAAUCGGCUUGGUGAGGAGGAAGAUGACGAGGAGGAGAUUGAUGACGCCAGCUACAAGACCAUUAGAGAUGCCGUUCUCUUCGCCAUCGACAUCAGCGCAUCUAUGCUGGAACGCCCACCGCCGUCAGACGACAAGAAAGCCGAGCGCGAUUCCCCCGCCUCUGCUGCCCUUAAAUGCGCAUACCACCUCAUGCAGCAGCGCAUCAUCUCAAAUCCAAAAGACAUGAUGGGCAUACUUCUCUACGGUACUGAGAAGACGGACCUAAAAGAUGGGGACAACACAUUCCAACAUUGCUAUCUGCUAGCAGAUCUGGACGUCCCCAGCGCACAGGAUGUGAAGCAGCUGCGAGAUUUGCUGGAGAACGAGGAAGAGGCAGAAGAGAUCUUGAAGCCCGCGAAGGAGGCGCCCACCAUUGCUUCAGUACUGUUCUGCGCAAAUCAGAUCUUUACAACAAAGGCCCCCAACUUCUCCUCGCGACGACUCUUUUUGGUUACGGAUAAUGAUAACCCAGCCAGGGUAAAGCAGGACAAGGACACAGCGAUAACGCGAGCCCGCGACUUGUACGACCUGGAUUGCACAAUCGAUCUGUUUCCCAUCUCGAAACCCGACCAUGGCUUUGACCGGACGAGGUUCUACGAUGAUCUAGUAUACCCUACGUCUCCUUCGGACCCGGAUGCACCUGUAGCAAUAGCAACGACCACAAAAGUUGCAAAGAGUGGCGACGGUCUCACCCUUCUCAAACAGCUCCUAGCUUCCAUAAAUUCCAAAGCUGCGCCUCGAAGAGCACUGUUCAGCCUGCCUUUGGAGCUUGGCCCUGGUAUGCGAAUCGGAGUUAAGGGCUUCAUCCUAAUCAAACGUCAAGAGCACGUCAAGUCAUGCUAUGUCUGGGUGGGUGGUGAAAAGCCACAGAUAGUACAGAGCUCCACAUCACACAUGGCCGAUGAUACCGCUCGCGUAGUCGAAAAGACCGAGCUACGCAAAGCCUACAAGUUUGGUGGCGACACUAUCACUUUCACUCCUGAAGAGAUCACCCAGAUUCGCCAAUGCUUCGGUGAGCCCAUCAUGCGCAUCGUCGGCUUUAAGCCUCUUUCCCUCCUUCCUCUCUGGGCCAAUAUAGGCAAAGCGACCUUUGUGUACCCGUCUGAAGUGGACUUCAUUGGCUCAACACGCGUCUUUUCCGCCCUGCAGCAGAAACUGAUCAAGUCUAAGAAGAUGGCAUUGACAUGGUUCGUGCCCCGCAAGAACGCGUCGCCCGUCAUGGCAGCCCUGAUCCCGGGCGAAGAGCGCUAUGACGAGAACGGCGAGCAGACAAUGCCGCCCGGACUGUGGCUUGUACCGCUCCCCUUUGCAGAUGAUCUCCGCCAAUGCCCCGAGCAGCCUGCGGAGCCACGCACGACGGAUGAGUUGACGGACAAGAUGCGCAUCAUCGUCGAGCAGCUCCAGCUACCUAAAGGCGUGUACGAUCCAAGCAAGUAUCCUAAUCCUGACUUGCAGUGGUUCUACCGCAUCCUGCAGGCUAUGGCCCUCGAAGAAGAGGUCCCUACCAAGCCAGACGACAAGACGCUCCCCAAGUACAAGCAGAUCGACAAACGCGCGGGCGAGUACAUAACAGCGUACGGUGAGGAGUUCGAGAAAGUGUUCGCUACUGUCGGACACUCCGCGUUGUCCUCUCGUCCGAAGGCAGCAGCCAAGAAGCGCCCCGCCGCCGUUGCAGUGGACGACGAUGAAGACGAGCCGAAGCCGAAGAAGCGUGUUAAGAAGGAAGCGAUUGUGAAGGACGAAUAUGGCGACGAUGGCUUGACCGACCAGCAGAUGGCUGCUAUCAAUGACAAGGGACAGAUCAGUAAGCAGACUGUUGCUAUACUGAAGGAGUACUUGGGUGCUAGGGGACAGCCGAUCAGUGGGAAGAAGGCGGAUCUUAUAGAGCGCGUGCAGGACUAUUUGGAGAAUAAGGGACUGUGAAUGAGCGAAGGAUACUUGAGUGGGACGGCGUUCAGGUGUUGGAUGGGACUUACAUGUUUCGUGUGAGGGUAUCGUCCCUGUAUGAAUGAUGAACACGAAUCUGCUUGAUGACACACUCUCC
Paraphaeosphaeria sporulosa is the source of this 2263-nucleotide messenger RNA. Its product is annotated as ATP-dependent DNA helicase II subunit 1. Gene Ontology annotation, biological process: telomere maintenance; cellular response to gamma radiation; cellular response to X-ray. Gene Ontology annotation, cellular component: nucleus; Ku70:Ku80 complex. NCBI's taxonomy places the organism in Eukaryota, Fungi, Ascomycota, Dothideomycetes, Pleosporales, Didymosphaeriaceae. The record is from RefSeq and is a predicted model, not a curated record. Bases 163 to 2142 code for a protein of 659 amino acids. The transcript has 2 exons. Gene Ontology annotation, molecular function: damaged DNA binding; telomeric repeat DNA binding; double-stranded DNA binding.